This is a messenger RNA of Dioscorea cayenensis subsp. rotundata (Guinea yam), 1510 nucleotides long. RefSeq lists its product as uncharacterized. The record is from RefSeq and is a predicted model, not a curated record. Bases 80 to 1444 code for a protein of 454 amino acids. The transcript has 2 exons. NCBI's taxonomy places the organism in Eukaryota, Viridiplantae, Streptophyta, Magnoliopsida, Dioscoreales, Dioscoreaceae.
UUCAACUGCCUUACCAAUCCCUAUGAUAAUUAUUAAGCAUGCUUUUGUCUAAGAAACUCCAAGAGAAUUAGCAAAGAAAAUGGCUGAAGUGCACACUCUCUCUAGAUGUGUAAUCAAGCCUUCACAACCCGAAAAUAGGCAAGAGAAGCAACAUGAUCAGGUACUCCAUCUCACACCGUGGGAUCUUAGGUUAAUCCCUAUAGAAUACAUCCAAUAUGGCAUUCUCUUCUCCAAACCUCCUGAUGCCACAAAUGAUGCCAUUAUCUCUUUCAUCAACCAGCUCAAGACCUCUUUGUCCAUAGCUCUUGGUCAUUUCUAUCCUUUGGCUGGUCGUCUCAAUAUCUUUAGGCAUCAUGAAGCCACAACACCAUUUGUCACUAUUUCCUUGACUUGCAACAAUGAAGGAGCUGAAUUCAUCCAUGCUGUUACCACUAGGAAGUUCACCACCUCGGAGAUCAUCGAAUCUUUUAUAGUACCUCCCUUAGUUCAACUCUUCUUCCCUCUUAAUAAAGUGAAAAAUCAUGAGGGUAAUUCUCAACCACUACUAGCAAUUCAAGUCACAGAACUAGCAGAUGGCGUUUUUCUUGGAUGUUCCCUCAACCAUGUUAUUGGAGAUGGGUUCUCGUUCUGGCACUUCAUCAAUUGCUGGUCUGAGAUUUCAAGAACCGGUAAUCUCAAAGUUGCUAAUCCGCCUGUUCUUGAUAGGUACUUUUUUGGAUCUUUGACUUCACCAAUUCACUUGCCUUUGAUGGAUGUCGAAGAUAUCAUCAAGGUCAGGGACAAUUUUGAUCUUCCAUCACUAGAGGAAGGCGUCUUCCAUUUUUCUGCUCAAACUAUUGCAAAGCUCAAGGCCAAGGCUAACACAGAGAUGAAUACUAACAAUAUAUCAUCCCUACAAGCCUUGUUAGCUCAUGUUUGGAGAAGUAUCACAAUUGCUAGAUCCCUUGAACAACAUCAAGUCACGAGCUUUUAUUUGAUCCUUGGUUGCCGGCCAAGAUUGAAUCAUCCUCUACCAGUAACAUACUUUGGAAGUGCAAUAUUAGUAACAGAUCCAACAAAAUUGACAGCAGGAGAGCUGGUGGAAGGGAGCUUAGGAUCGACAGCAUCAAUGCUUAACCACGUUGUGGCAUCUAUGACUGCUACUAAAAUUCAAAAUUUUAUUGAGAAAUGGCCUGAAACUGUGUCAUUUAGUAAUCUUGGUCGCUGCACUCCAUGUGAUUUAGUUUCAGAGGGUUCCCAUAGGUUUGACAUAUAUUGGAAUGAUUUUGGUUUGGGAAAACCAAUUGCAGUUCGUAGUGGAAUAGCCAACAAGUUCGAUGGAGCCGUGACCAUUUACCCCAGUCCACAAAUGGGAGGUAUAACUUUAGAGAUAUGUCUCUCGCCAUCGGUGUUGAUGAAGCUGAUUGAAAAUCACGAUUUCAUGGACACUGUUGCUCAUUUUUAAUUGUUUUGUUCGCAUCUUCGGGCCAAGUUUUCAAUGAAAUAAUAAAUGUUGUAAUCAAUUUUAGAU